This is a messenger RNA of Blumeria graminis f. sp. triticale, 441 nucleotides long. NCBI's taxonomy places the organism in Eukaryota, Fungi, Ascomycota, Leotiomycetes, Helotiales, Erysiphaceae. The record is from the annotation of a GenBank genome assembly.
AUGUCGGCAUUCCCGCCUCAACGGACCAUCACUUCAAUCCCUGUCACCCGAACCACAGCACUUACGUGUCUCUCAGCAUAUCUCACUUGUUCAGAGACACAGCCCCACCUACUUCCAAAUACGCGUCUUGAUCCGUCUGGAGGACCUACAGUCGGAUCGUCCAAACAUUCAGUAACGAUACAUAAUUUGAAAAGAAUGGAAGCAGGUCUAAGGGGUGAAUGGCUUGCGCCAAGUCUACAAUUGGGUAGUGAUGAUAUGGUUUCUUCACCAACUAGGCUCAACCGUGGAUUGAAAAAGUCUGAUAAAAAUACGAGUGAUAAUGUUAGAAUACUGCCGCCGAAUAAUAACACCAUUGAAUUGAGCAAGGAGGCGAGGAAAGCUGAAAAGAAGGCACGAAGAAAGCUCCACAAGAAAACGGCCCAAAAUCCUGCACGAGAAUGA